UUUAAAGUCAUUAAGUAAAAUUCAUAUAAAUUGGCAACACUUUCAAGAACCCUAUUCCGUAAAUAAAUAGAAUGUAAGCGUUCUGAUUGGUCGACGUCAGAGUUCUAUCGUUUGUUAUGCAGUCGGCUUUACUGAUAAUAAAUGGGCGUUUUCUAGUGUCGCGUCGCAUCGCUUGUUUUCAUUGUGGAUGGGGUGUCCCUCCCUCCCUCCCUCCCGUAUCCUCGUUUAUUGUGUGCUCAGCAGGGUUCCCUUGAACUGAGAUGCUGGAGACGAUUGAUAGUAUUUAGGCGAAAACAUUGGAUUCUCGUGUAGCUAUGUAGAACGUUUUUCCGCAGCGCUCGCGAUAUCAACAUUGACUUUGUAUCGUGCAGAACGAGAACCUUAUCUCUAGUGAACCUGUCACCAAUGGCUGAUUCACAGACCACCUCUACACCCGAUCCUAAGUUGCAUUGCCAACGCACAUCGGCCUCACUUUCAUUACCUGUUCUGAGGGAGGGUAGUAUUGUGUUGGAGAGGAAACCGCCUCAGACCGGGGAGCCACUCAGUCCAUUACCAACCAAGCGCACACGCACCUAUUCAGCAUCGGUGAGAGCAAAAUCUGGACCAGUUUACAAGGGAGUUUGCAAGAACUUCUCAAGGUCACAGGGUCAUGGAUUCAUUUGCCCCUCCCAUGGAGGUGAAGAUAUUUUUGUUCACAUCUCCGAUAUUGAAGGUGAAUAUGUACCAAUGGAGGGAGAUGAGGUGACCUACAAAGUGUGUCCUGUUCCUCCAAAGAACAUAAAAUUUCAAGCUGUUGAGGUGGUCAUCACCAACCUUUCUUCCGGGAGGAAGCACGAGACUUGGUCUGGGCAAAUUAUGAGCUCUUAGCUUUGACUUUCAAUGGCCAGCAAAAGAAUAACAUUCAGAGAGAGAGAGAGAGAGAGAGAGAGAGAGAGAGAGAGAGAGAGAGAGAGAGAGAGAGAAUAAA
Paramisgurnus dabryanus is the source of this 967-nucleotide messenger RNA. RefSeq names its product cold shock domain containing C2, RNA binding a (gene csdc2a). Gene Ontology annotation, biological process: regulation of mRNA stability. Gene Ontology annotation, molecular function: mRNA 3'-UTR binding. NCBI's taxonomy places the organism in Eukaryota, Metazoa, Chordata, Actinopteri, Cypriniformes, Cobitidae. Gene Ontology annotation, cellular component: cytoplasm. The record is from RefSeq and is a predicted model, not a curated record.